AGGCUCACUGCGUGUCGGCGUGAACGAGACUUCCUAUAAGACACGGCCAGGUGCAUCUGGCCGCUCGAUUCCGGGUUUUCUCAGACAACUGUUACAAAUUCCCAUGCGGUGCGUUCCGUUCUGGGACGGUGGCACAGUCGGGGCUUCCCGACAGUCCAGCCAGGGCCGGCUGCUAUAGGAGGAAUAUUGCUGUUUCAAAGGCUCCUUUUCAAUGUGCGCAGGGGCGCCUGUCAUUGGUCGAAAAUUCAAAUGUCUUGACUGCUUCUUCCCAUCAGCUGUAAGCCUCAGUGAUAUAAAACCAAUAUAAGGAUCCUCGUGAGUGCCUCAUUGAUGCCCAGGUGGUAUCUCAUGACCACCUCAUCGAAGUCACAUACAUAAGCACCGGGGAACCCUGAACACACUGCAGUACAAAAUCAAUCGAUACCACCAAAAUAUUCAUUACAAUACGAAUACGACAGGCUCAAGCCAUCUUGUUGCGCGAAGAGCGACGACCACCCAACAUGUCAACAACGACGACAUCAAAGCUAAGGAUACGUCCUGCCCUCGCGCAUGAAGGGUCAGCCCUGGCAAAAGUCGCCGCAGCAGCCUUUGUAAAUGACCCAUUCGACUCUUACAUGUACCCAGCAAGGAAAGAGCACUACAGAUCCUACCAGAGGAUAUACCAACAAAAGUUGGACGCUCACAUCAACCAAUCCCUCUGCUGGGUAAUGGUCGCCGAGGUCAUCACCCAGGUGCACGACAAAGAUGGCAAAAUUAGCUACGAGGGCUCUGCACCAGCGGCGUACGCGAUAUGGACGCGGGAGUCAUCCAGGAAGCGCAAGCACACGCAGCGGCGGCUGGAGGCACUGGGCCUGCGGGAUCCGACCGCUGAUGUCUCGUUCACGCAACGACUAAAGAAACGGGUCAUGAAGUACGGACUGGCCGAGACCUUUCGUGACACAUCAUCAAAACCUGUCAUGGAUAGGAAAGGCUUCGGCACAUUCUGGAGGGGCCUCGGUGAUUCGGAUUCAGACAACAGCAGCGAGCCGGACUCAGACUCGGAGCCAGACGAGUAUUGGCAUCUUCAGGAUCUUGGGGUGGCGCCGGAGUUCCGCCGUCGUGGCGCCGCGAGAGCGCUGUUGAGCUGGGGCCAGGACUGGGCCCGCAAGGAGAAUGUGCCAAUUCUGCUCGAAGCGACACCGAUGGGGAAAUCUCUAUGUGAAGGAGCUGGGUUUCUUCAGUACGAUACCUGGGAGUGGGGUGACAAACCUGACAUGGCAUGGCAUAUGAUGCGGUGGCAGCCAUCGGUGGCAGCUUGAGCAUCGCUUAAUACAUCAGCGACAACAAUUGCUUUCGUGGAAUUUCAGCAUUUUCCUUCUGUUUGUAGUGGGCUGCCCAAUACAUCCUGAGCCCGGAGGAGAUAUCCAAGAUACCUAAUUCAUGAGAUUGCACAAG
Molecule: messenger RNA, 1434 nt
Organism: Diaporthe batatas
Lineage: Eukaryota; Fungi; Ascomycota; Sordariomycetes; Diaporthales; Diaporthaceae
Exons: 1
Coding region: 501-1298 (265 amino acids)
Molecular function (GO): acyltransferase activity, transferring groups other than amino-acyl groups
Source: RefSeq, a predicted model, not a curated record